Moneuplotes crassus is the source of this 1983-nucleotide messenger RNA. NCBI's taxonomy places the organism in Eukaryota, Ciliophora, Spirotrichea, Euplotida, Euplotidae. The record is from the annotation of a GenBank genome assembly.
CAAGAUUUGAGUGAGUAUAUGCCUUCUAAUUGUAAAAUAAAUUCAAAUUGCUUUUUGCAAUAUGAUAAUUUAUUCAAAAUCAAGGUCAGUGAUCUCACCAGGUGAAGGCCUGAACUCGAUUUUGCACUUGCUUGUAUCUAUUUUAAGAAAGGAAAGUAUUGGCUAUUUCACAGCCAAGAUUUUGAUGAAUCUAAAAUGAUCGAAAGCCCUAAUGAGCAGAUCUGGCUCCCAUUAAAGAACCCUAAUAGACACGUAUUCAAAGACAGAGUGACCAAUUACGGCUACCAGCUUAGAGCUGGAGACAUCAUCAGAUUUGGUAGAGUCAGGUUCUAUGUAAAAUAAAAUCAGCAGUCACCUUAGCAACGAUAUUGAUCUUGGGCAGCCAGAGGAGCUAUCUGCUAGUAAAAUAACCGAAAAAGAGGGAAAUAUUAUGCCUAUGCAGGAGGAUUCCAGAGAAGAUUCAAGCCAUGAAGGCCAAGAUUAUGGGGAUAUUUCAAACAACAAUAUCACAAUGAAUCCUGCUUUGUCCUCCAAAGAUGAGUCUCCUAGAAAAGAGACUAGGACUCUGGGGAACGAAAGAGUCCUCCAUCAACUGAGGAAGUCCUAUGACUCCUCAUUGAUGUUCGAGAGCUAUAACGAGGAAGUCUUGAAUGAAAUAUUGGAAAAGAAAGAAAGUUUCACACAAAUCCAAUUGAAAAGGAACACUAUUUCCUAUCCAGGCAAGGAAAGGAACGAAAAUUCCUGCAGGAUCUGUCUUGAUGAAGAAUUUGACGAUCAAGAUAACCCUAUGAUUUCGCCUUGUAAGUGCACAGGGUCAGUCAAACAAGUUCAUCUCGAAUGUCUUAAGGAAUGGAUCCAGAAUAAAAGGAAUAUUCGGAAUCUGCAUAAUACUCGAUCAUUCAACUGGAAAGAUCUCAAAUGUGAGCUAUGCAAGAGUAUUUACGAGAAUGAGUUUUACCAUAAGUCGAAGAGAUACAAACUGCUGAAUUAUGAGGACGAAAUGACACAACAUUAUUUGGUCCUGGAGUCAUACACCCACACUCCUACCAAAACUAUACAUAUCUGUGAGGUGCCCGACCACCAUUGUGGAAAUUUAGAGUUUGAUGUAGGCAGAUCUUCAGGAGUCUCAGUCAGAAUCACUGAUAUUAGUGUAUCAAGAGUUCAUGCCAGGAUCACCUUCCAUGAUGGCAAGUUUUAUGUUAAGGAUAUGGCAUCUAAGUUCGGGACAGUUACGAGACUUUGGCACCCAAUUUCAAUACCUAAUAAAAAGAAUUAUAAGAUAGAUAUUCAGAUAGGAAGGAGUUCGCUGACAAUUUCUCCACUUCUAAAGACAAUGAAUAGAAAAAUAGGAAAUUAAAAAAUUCACUUUUAGUGAUGAGAAAGAUGUCUCUGAUAGGAUUAACGACAAGCGGCCUGAAAAGGUGCAUACUGAGAUGGAUUUGAUAAAUCAAGAAAAGUAUAAGAAUAUCCCUGCUAGUUUCAAGAAAUAUCUGAUUCUGUUAGAUAAGAUUAUGGAUGCCACUCCCCCAGUGAAGAAAAGUCAGGUUGCCCCUAUUAAUGUUAUUGACGAAGAGAAUGAUGCCUAUGAAAUAAACGACCGCAUGACCAAUAAGAAGAGAGACGAAGAAGAAAAAGACAAAAAUACAGACAUAAUGUGCCAACGGAGAAGAUACCGUGAUAAGAACAACACAGAAUGGCAAACUUUCGGUGUAGAUCGAACUUUUGAUAACUCUGAACAGCAAAGUCUUAACUCUGGGCAUAAAUAUCAAGAUUCAAGCAUUCAUUUAUCAAACGAUCCUUCGAGGAAUCCAUCUCACAGAAGAAGUGCUAAUAGCCAAAUCCUGCAUAACCCGAAUGGGAGGGAUUACAUGAGAGCAAGUAUUCACAACGAAGCUUUACGAGAAAUCUCUGAAGGCAAUGACUCGGGUGUACUGCAAGAAGAAGUAAAGGAAGAGUAAAUUAUUUUAUUUUCAACACUUCUUA